GGGUUCGCAGUUGUACGUACGAUCAGAUAUGAUUGUAUUUGAGCAACAGUAACAUUAAUUAGAUAUGUGAUUGAUUUCUACAUCAUUUCAAAGGAAAGUUAUGAAUAUGAAGGGUUCAAAAUUCAUCAUCAUUGUCAGUAUUUUCUUGAUUUUUUCUAAAUAUGGAGAAUCAAAGCAACCAGCUUCAUGCUCAACCAGGAAACCACUAAGGAACACGACACCCACUAACUUCACUGUAUAUGAAAAAACAUUCUCGCUUAUAGCUGGUGGAGAAAAAUUACCGAUUUACUUGAACACAACAGAAGACUUUCAUGAGUUCUUAAAACAAGGAAAAAUCAUUUCUCGUUCCGAUAUCAUCGCGUUCGGCAAAGUAUUUAUAACCAAUAUGAAGGAGACAUAUGGAGUGGAUGUGAGCGGUUUAACAGAUACACAACUUUACCUUGGUGAGACCGGUGAUAUAGGGGGCUUCACCUUUUAUGGUGGUGCAGCUGAUAAUGAUGCGCGAGUCAUUACUGAGACAACAUCAACUCUGGUUAAAUAUUAUAGGAACAGCAGGUUUCAAAUGGGAGGGUACAUUCUGAGAUCAAAAAAGUCAAUGACAUUAUCUGGUGGAAAAUGGGAAGGAACAAUUCCAAAAGGUGCCAACCUAUGGCUUGCUCUGAUGGUGCUUGACGUAGACAAAGAAUGUGGAUUCAGUAAAGAGCCUGAGGUGUUUACAAUCUACCAAAUCUUCCCUUAUAUUGUGAAGGAUAACAUAUCUGCCCUGAUGUGGACAGUAUACUCGGAUAAAUAUGGAUGGGGUAAAUUGCAUGGAUUAUCAGUGUUCCUUGAUACAUACACUCUUGCCGCAAUAAUAAGAUUUCCAAUGUAAAUAAUUUGCAUGUUCAUCUAAUAAAACAGCCUUAAAGUGAAACAUUUACUAGUGAUUUGUGUAUUUUACAAAACCAUAAGUACAUCCCCUUCACAAGUUUUGUUUGAUAAUUUUUUCAUCGGGAAAUUGCAAAUGAUAGGAUACGUUGCUUUGGUGGAUAAUGGUGUGAUAUUACACUACUCAUCAGAGCAGAACAAAACAGAACUCAAUGGGUUAUAAAAUAAUAUAAUAAGC
This is a messenger RNA of Owenia fusiformis, 1105 nucleotides long. NCBI's taxonomy places the organism in Eukaryota, Metazoa, Annelida, Polychaeta, Sabellida, Oweniidae. The record is from the annotation of a GenBank genome assembly.